UGCGGCAUGAACAAAGCGUGAUUUCCGAAUGCGACAGGCGGACGUGGAUCGGGUGGAAACGCAGAAAAUGCGACCGUAAUAUUUUCUGUGAUGUGGUGAACAUGUGCUUUUCUUACCGGCAACUUCGUCUGCCGGUAACCAUUCCUCCUCUUCUUGAAUGUGUGCAAUUCGUUUUCGGUAGUUCCCGCUAUGAUUUCGGUCCCGAGCGGAAAAUGUGAAGUGUUAUACCUAAAAGUGUUAAUUUUGUUUGUUUUAUUUAUCUAAAUAUUUGUUUAUACAUAUUCAUUUUUAUCAAGUGAAAGCUCUCCCGAUCCCUACGUAUAAUCCCUCUUGAGUUGUUCCGUAUAGAAGCUGUAAAUUACGUUUCACAAUGCCUUUCGUUCAACGGGUUGUGGCGCCGAAAUACCUGAGUCGGGCUGUUCUCCAUACCGAUGAUGGUAAACCUACCAUCAACGACGGUGAAUUGGAUGCGGUAACGAAUUAUACGUUGAGUAACGCGUUGAAGCAACUGGCUUCUGUUAUGUUAAUAGCGAAUGAAAUUUUCGAGGAGCUCAACAAGCAACUAAAGGAUAUUACGGAUAGGACCUCCAAACUCAAGAGCAAGAUUUCAGCAGUCGAGGAAAAAGUUGCAGCCUACGACCCGAAGCAGAUCACAGUCCCUGAAAGUAAUUUGACAUCGUUCAGCGAGCUGAAGACGCACUUCACGCGGGAACACCACACGGACAGCGGGUUCUUCACGCAAGACAGUAGACCAGUGUUCAUUCAAAGGCUCUACGAAGCCGCCGCCAAAACCCCCAUCACCGUCCUCGAGCGGCUCAAGAAAAAUGGCUACCCCUCGGCGAGCUACUUCUCUUGCACGCCCGUCCUCAGCACCAAAAGAAGGCGCUACACCGUCGACAUCGACAUCGAUAUCGAGACGCGAACGCCGGCCGCCCUCUCCGGACUCCGGGCGUGGACCUCCUCGGAGGCUCUCGGGGACAUGACCGUGGACCCCGACUGCACCAACAAGAUCUCCACCGAGGACACCGUUGACACCAUCGAGCACCGGCUCCCCUCCCCCGAGGAGCAAACCCAAGUCGUAGCCCAAAAAUUCCCCGCGGAGGUUGUUCCUGUAGAUGUUAGCGGUCGAACGUUCCAACGGAUGACGGUUCAGCGACGAUCCCUUCUUUUAGUCGACGGCGAAUCUGGCUCCAGGAGACGGAGGAGUCGCAAGGUCCGCGGUAAAAGACGCAACACGAUCGCGUGCACAGACCAAAAGGAACUCGAAGCAAUUGUCUACGAUUCGUCAGACGUGAAUUUUGGCAAAUCGGAGGACAUUGAAUCAUCGAGUGAUAGAACAAUCAGCGAAAAGAAAUCUCAUUUGGAUUCGUUGAAAGAAUGGGGUCGAGCUCGACUUCGGCUAAUCAGAAGUGUGGAGCCGGCCGUAGUUAAAUUACGUGAAAGAGCUGGAUCAAUUGGUAGACGGAAAUGGGACAAGGAAGAAACUCCGUAUUCAUCCUCCGGCAACUGGUCUGCUAGUUCUGAAAGUGGUCAUUCAACGUCAACCAGUCACAUUCCUAGGUCUAGCAUAAGUAGCGGCAGCAUGUGUCCGAAACACGGAAGACGACCAACUAUGGUUUCAACUUCAUCCUCAGUAACGAGCGAGAGCACAGUCACUGCUGAUGACGGUGAAACAUGUUCUAUGUACUCCUGUGAUACAGAAGGCUACUACACAUCUUUUCACCUGGACAGCGGUCUGAAAACUCUACGAGAGGAAGAGCCUGUUUCAGCCAUGCACUCGUCAUCUGCACUGUCAGGUAGCCGGUGUAAUGAUUCACCAAUGACAGGUGACUCAGAAUAUGAAUUAUUUGGCAAAGGCUCUACCUCAACAACAGCGAGCUCCGCUGGAACGGUUUGCACAACACUCCUCAUACCGCCAACUCCGCCCAACGUUCCUGAACGUAAAAAUAGUCAAUUGUCCUCUAUGAAACUUCCUGAAAGAAAUGUGCAAUCUUUAAAUAAUUUAACCAUGACCGGUAAAAGUUCCGAUAAAUCAGAACGAGAAACUCAAAGUUUGAAAAUGGAUAGAAAAAUUUCAGAGCUUAGCCAGUUUAUCGGUAACGAUAGCGAUAAGCCCUCUCAGUUAACAAAAGCAAAUGUCUCAAAGCUGAAAGACAUCGAUAGGGAUUAUCUCAAAGAGAAAGGAAUAAUCACUGUCGAUGUCCAUCAUCACAAUGAACAUUUAGUGUCGGAAAUCGAAGGCUCACCUGAGAAAUGUGGUGAUUCUCCGGAUAGCGGCCACAACACAUGUAGUUCUCCUGUUGAUUCGAUCACAUCACCGUCUGUUGACAUGGAAAUGUCUGAGUGCUCUGAUUUAGAGGGGCUUGACAGAAUUGAUAGAAUCAAUCGCAAAACUGUCAUCAAUUCCAGUCGCAUCCCAUCAAUGUGUGUUAUUACUCCGCCACAAAGUGACGAUGAAGUUAGUUUGAAACAAGGGCUGAAACCCGCUGUAGAUGCAGGAGACUAUGUUACCAUAGCUGAAGUUAAACAACCAGCAAGUUUCCCACCUGUACUCAUAAAAGAAACAGAAUAUGUUUCUUUGAAUGAACUUAACACGGAUGCCGUAGACUCUGCAGCCGAGAAGAAACGAAGAGGCGCAAGAGUCACUCUCGACUCGGAGGGUAAAGUUGUGUACUCAUCAGAGAGCUUACGAAGGCGCAAACAAAUUCACACAACGAAUACUUUUGAACCCGGUCCAAAUGUUCUCCCAAAUAAUAGUCCUCUUCCGCAUCACCGUGCUGUCAUCGCAAAUGUGAAGCCGCUCUGUCCGAAAGGCUCUCCUUUGCCGUUGAGAAUCAAACAGGCUUUAGUCGGUUCAAAUAAAGUAGAACCAAGUAACAAUCUUGAUAGAAGUUUAAAAGCAAGUGACAAUUCUUUCAAGAGCUCUGUCGACUGUCGUAAGUUGAACGGGGCAUCACCAUCAAAUGGAAACAUAGCUGCGCCAAAAAUUGUUAGUACAUUCUCUAAUGGUGGAAGUGUAACCAGACCACAUGGAGUCAAAUCAAACACUCCGCUGAUCCUUACUUGUUCCACGACUACUAAUCGAGGUAUGAAUGUUUUGCCUGGGAAAAAGAUUGUAACCCAAGCGAAUGGUAAAAAAAUAGUCUCUCCAAAUUCUCCAAACCAAAGGCCUUUAUCUCCUCUCGUAUCCUCAGACCCAUCAGUGCAGAAAAAUGUCGUCAUUACUUCUACUGCUAGUCCACAUCAACAGUCUUUGAACAGACGAGACUCUACGAAUAGUUCCAGAUCUAAUUCCCCGUGUGUGAUUUCCAACUCUCCAUCAUCGCCCAAGCCUGUUAGCAAGACUCCUCCGUCAGAUCAGUCUAUUAGUCCGAUUAACUUCAAAGGCGCAUACGUCCGAAUGCAGGAGCCAUCUGACUGCUUAGAAACUUGUCUGGACGAUCCUAAAGCAGCCGUCAAAAGGAGUGACAGCUAUAGACUAGCUAACGACAAAAACGCGAAUGAAGAGCUUACCGUUUUUAACCCAGCCUCUCUCGGGAGAAGACCUAGGGGAAUCACUGCCACAGCCGGUCCCAACCUUUUGGUCUCCAUCAGAGCAUCUCACAGUAAUCAAAAAGAUUGUGAGCGUCCAUCAAACGUCAGUUCAUCCUCAGUUGAAAACUGUCAAAUUACAGAAACUGGAACAUGGCCAAGAAGAUCAAAGAUUCAAUCAACCUCUACACCUACAAAGGAGAACUACAAUCAGUUGGAAUUCAGCUCAAACAUUUCCCCCAUCCAAUCACCGCAGAAUCAAAGACCAGCUCCAGGCAAUCAAAUGCCAAAGUCUUACUCGACUGAUUUUCAGCAAUCAUUAAAUGCUCGUGAUAGGUUUUAUAAUAAUUAUUUAGGUUCCCUAGCUGAGAUGUACAAUAGUGUCAAUUAUAAUCAUAUAAAACACAAAAUGAACGCUGAACUCAUGAGAGCAAAUGGGGGGCAAGCUGUGCCGGCUGCCUCUCGGCCAGGCCCCAACAGACAGACAGUAAACCCUUCACCUAGCCUAAGUAAAAAUUUAGCUCAACCUCCAUUUCAGAGUAGAGUCAAUCAAACUGGGCAGCCCUCAUUGUCUAGUAACGCAACUAAACGCUUUCCUCUCGCAACUGCAAAUCAAGUUGAUCGAACAAACCAUCUCAGUCGCUCAGAAUCUCCCAUGCUAAUCCGCAGUCGGACUGCAUCCCCUCUCAAUGCUCCCCAAAAUCAGAUCACUUCCGCAGGAAACUUUCCUCAAAAUCGGCCUGCUUCUCCCAUGAGUCGACAGCAAAACCGACCAGCCUCACCAAUGAAUAUGUAUGCCUCCAGAGGGAAACAGAUUCCUUUGAAUGGAGCCGUUGUUCCUGUAGGGGUGCAGCAAAGAAGGUUAGCAUCUCCUGUCAGCUUCCAACCUAUUCGUGCAGUCAGUCCGAUCCAGCAAAAUGCCAGGUUGCCAGACCAGAGGAGGGCUCUUUCACCGAGUAGCCUCUAUGAAACUAGAUCUCAAUCUCCUACUACCUAUCCUACUCACAGUAUGAAUAAUCAACCAGCUAGAGCUCUUUCUCCAUCAAGCCAAUAUCCGAAUCACAGUAUAACACCAAACCAAAAUACAUUCGCUCCUCCUUUUAUUCGCACUGAACGAGACGGCAUUAGUACAAAAAUAAAUAACUUUAGGCAGAAUGUUUUGUCAGAUGGUCGGAAACCUAGUUACCCCCCAGAAACUUUUUCUAGUGUUCGGAGCAAGAAUAACAUCUUAACUGAAAAAAUGAACGCCAUGGAGGCCAAUUCUCGCAAAGAUGAUGCUUAUAAAAAAACUGAAUUGGUGCCACGACCACGUUCAGUCACACCGACACGAACGGGCAUGGAUUUGUAUGCGGUUAUUCAUGAAUCUAAAAAACGAAUUAAAGCUUUGCAGAAUGGAACUUCAUUUGAAGAACCUUGCCCAUCAAACCAUAGUUCACAAAAUAAUCUCACAAAAAGUUCCUCCUUCAAUUCUAGUCUGAGUAAAUCUGGUGAAGAUUACUCCAAGGAACAAGUAAAAACUGCACCUAAAAUUAUGUCAACUACUAGGAGUCAUUCGGUCAACGAUUUUAAACCAGUAAUUGAAAAAUUCAGGCCAAGCUCUCAAACGUCCAGGUAUGAUUUUAAAAAAUUGCUACUCAAAACAGGAUGGGGCUCUUCGAAUCGGCUUUCGGAAAAAGUCUCGGCAGUUGAAAGAUUGAAAAAUAAAACUUCGCCUGAAAAACAGGCCAAAGAAAGUAAAUUUUCAGUUGUCGACAGGCUUAGAGAAAGGACUCCAACUCCACGGAAGAAACAGCCGUGGAAGUCUAAUGUUCUCUCUUCCACAAUACCUGAAGAUUGUGCAGAAGAUGAAGAACCGAGUAAAAAAUUAAAUGGUAGCGAAGCGAAGGAAAGCAUGGAUCAAACUUCAGAGAAAAGACUCAGUCUGUAUCUAGAAAAAGAAUUAUCAAUUCCUAAAUCAAGUGCCUUAGUCAAUCAACAACUCAAAGCUUUUAGUCAAAAUAGCUCACCAAACAUGUCACCCAAUGAGUCCCCAUCAAGGAGGUCCCCAUCUGAUAAAUCAUUAAACAGAUCUCUGAGUCGAUCACCCUUGAAUAGGACUGUUUCUCUCGAAACCUCUUUAUGAAUAAUAUUUUCCCUACAAACGUCUCUCAUUCCAAAACUUGUUCAUUUUAUAUGUUAUUAUCGUAUUGAAUCCUCCAUCAAAUUUCUCAUUUUUUCUUUAGUCUCAUAAUAAUAGGAGUUGCGAAAAAUUUCCACUUUUUUAAAAAGAAAAAUGUAGUCCUGUUGUUUUAUAUUUUCUUGAGACUAAUGAGUAUUAAAUCAAAAAUUGAAAGAGAUCUAAUUUACGUGCAGGUUUUACAUUGUAAUGGAGCAAUGAAUCAUUGAAAUUAAAACAUGUUGGUUGCUUGUGUAGAAGAAAUAAAAAGAAAAAAAAAUAAACUAGAAUCCUGUUGGAGCAAGAAGCGAGUUUUUAUUCUUAGAUAAAAUAAUCUCUUAAACCCAGAAAAAAUUGAAUUCUAUUUUUGUCUUCUAAAUUUUCCCUUUGAAAGUCAGCACUUGGUUAAGAAACAAUUUUUUGUAUUAUAGGCGAAUUUUAUUUCCUCCAAUGUAAAUAAUUGUACAGAUUUCCUUGUUUUAAAUAUUCUCCCUUUCUUGAAUUGUAUUUUUGUAGAUAUUUUGCUUAUGACAUGUGUCCUGUAAUUCUGAAGGUAGUGAUCUGAAUAUCAAGAGAAGUCAUUGGCUUACACUAAAUGAUUUUUUGCCUCCAUGGCUUAAUUAUUUGACUUUUUAAAUAUAGUACAUAUUAAUUUUAAGAAAAACAAGCAUUCAUCAGCUAUGACAAGUAAUGACACAUGUUUGCUGCCAUCUUAUGUAUACCUAAUUUAGGUAAUCAGAUCAUAAUGUUAAAUUUUGUUCCUAUAACUUGAUGAUUUUUCUUUUUAAAAAAAGAACAAUUUAAGCUUGAUUUAUCAUUGUUCAUUUUACAUUUCUACCUGAAAAGGCAUAUUAGCCUCAUCCAACAGCAAGAUUUUUAUCACAGGCUUUCCACAGCUGCGGAAAAGCAAGACAGCCUGUGAAUUUCUGUCAAGUAUUUGUAGGACACCUAUGAGAAUAACUACUUCUGCUUUAAAAAUCAUCUUUUUUUGCAAAAAAUUUUCAUGCCUUUUACCAUCAUACUUUUCCUCUGUCAGUUAAGUUCACUUGAAUAAGUGUCUUAUGCCACUCUCUGGAGGAUGUGCAAGCAGUAGGACAGGAGAGGGCCACAGCUACAAUUUGAUGUUAGAUAUUUUUAGUUUGAGUAUUUUUUAAAAAAAUCCAAAAUUCUAUGUUUUCUGAUUGUAUUUUCAAAACGCUCUUUUCACAUCCUCCACAAAACCAAGGCAUGAAACUUAGCGGCUUUUCUGUGUUUUUUUAUUUUCAAAAGUGAAUUCAGAUCAAUGAUUUUUUUUUCAUUUAUCCAUGUAUUUUCUUUUACUUUAUUUGUAUACAUGCAUACACAUCUAGUCCUUCUUUGAGCCAGUUGCCUAUGUCACAUUAAUGAAACUGACAUGCAAAAUCCUGACAAGAUAUCAUCGCAAUCAAAUACAUUAGUUUAUGACAGUUUAUUACAAAGAAAUUUGAGUAAUUGAAAUUGUGAUUUAAACAAGUCAACGUCUAUUUAAUUUAAAACGAUAUUAUUCAAUAGGUUGGACUUGCAAGUAAAUUUUUGUUUAAAACAAAUUGAAUGAAAGAAUCUAUGAACCCUCAUUUUUAUUCCUGAUGACACAGUGAUGAGUCUCUAUUUAUUUUUGCUGAUUUUUUUCUUCGAUAGGUUUUGCUGUCAAAGUUUCAUCUUCGUCACAUUCGUAGCCAUCCUCUUUGCCCUCCAAA
Bemisia tabaci is the source of this 7401-nucleotide messenger RNA. The record is from RefSeq and is a predicted model, not a curated record. NCBI's taxonomy places the organism in Eukaryota, Metazoa, Arthropoda, Insecta, Hemiptera, Aleyrodidae.